Molecule: messenger RNA, 1029 nt
Organism: Peronospora belbahrii
Lineage: Eukaryota; Oomycota; Peronosporomycetes; Peronosporales; Peronosporaceae
Source: the annotation of a GenBank genome assembly
AUGACAUUAGCCGUUGCAUGGAGGUGGUUGUCCGCUAGGCCCAACGGUAUCUUGGCACUUUUGACGGCGCUUCAGGCACACGACUCGGGUACAGUCGCUCAAGACAAGAUUCCGAAUUCGUCCGAUCUUCCAGGUGCCAUCCGCUGCGUCGUGUUGGUCAUAGAAUUGACAUUCGUCAGUAGUGGCGCUUUCUUCCUGCUACUGAGUAGCUCUGUCCUUGGAUUGCUAGCGCGCAGUCUCCAACACGCUUUGCUUGCUGCAGUUAAUGCCCAGAUUGUGCCGGACGAUGCUGUCGUCCAUAUCUGCGAGACUAUGAUGUUCGGGUGGGGACUUGUGACGUUCAUGAGCUGGUUCUUCUGCCAAACGAAGCGUAACCUCGUGCAAAGACUCGCGGAGUACGGAUCGAGCGACACAAAGUCUUGCAUCACGUCGGUUGCGGUACACUUCACGGCCAUCGUGGUGCUCUUAUUCUUGCAGCUGCAGACUGAAGCGCAGGUUUUAGUGUCUUUGAAAAAUGUUGAGACUGUGGUGUAUCGGCCGGAUGGAUCGUUCGCUACAGCGGAGAUCAUGCAAAACCUACUGCUUGGUCCGAUAAAGGAAGAGCUCUUUUUUCGAGGAGCGAUUGAGCUGGUGGCUAUUAAUCGAUUGCAAAAUGCUAAAUGGAGUGCUGCAAUUUCCGCUGUAUUGUUUGCCGCUAUCCAUUUGGUUAAUGCAAGGCAUCCUCGAACGCAAUACUCAGCGAGCUACGUGGCAUUCCAGGUGCUCUGGGCGUUCCUAGUUGGGCUUUAUCUAGCGCUUACACUUGCAGUCUCCGGUUCGAUGGUGAAGUGCCUUGUCUUGCAUGUAACGAACAACAUAUUUGCCUUAGGAGUGUCCAAGACAAAUGCAGUAGAUCUUGUGCAGCCUCUUACUGUUUUCUUCAUACUGUCUGCACUGGCAAUUUAUUCCUUGGCGAUUUCAAGACAGCUACAACUACUUUGCGUGUGCAACUGCAAAGAAAAACAGCCAUCAAGAAAUCAUGAAGAGUGA